This is a messenger RNA of Danio rerio (zebrafish), 1585 nucleotides long. NCBI's taxonomy places the organism in Eukaryota, Metazoa, Chordata, Actinopteri, Cypriniformes, Danionidae. The record is from RefSeq and is a predicted model, not a curated record.
CUCCUGUGGUUUGUAAUGUAAUGGGCAGCACAGAUGUCUUGAUACCUCAGGCUGUUGAUGUUGAAAGCGUUCAAGAGUCAUCCAGUGUUCAUCUUCAACGCCUCCUCCUUGGGCUGCUGACUGAAACAGUAAAGUCUGUGUGCAUGUACACCCUUGUAAAGAUGUUUGUGAUGUAUUUCUGUUGUGUUUUCAGUGUGUGAGCUGCACGUCCACAGCGACUGCGCUCCGUUCAGCGUCAGCGACUGCAGGAUCUGCCAUCAGGAUGGAGGACAAGACAUUGACACAUACCAGCACCACUGGCGGGAGGGCAACAUGGGGUCCGGUGCCCGCUGUGAGCUCUGCCACCGCGUCUGCAGCUCCUCAGACGUUCUGGCGGGCAUCAGAUGCGAAUGGUGCGGCAUUACUGCUCAUGCAUCGUGCUGCGUCUCAUCAGAGUGUGUUUUCGGCCGGCUGCGCAACAUGAUUCUCCAGCCCGGCUGCGUGCGCAUCUGCUCCAGAAACUUCAGCAAAAUGCACUGCUACCGAAUCUCCGAGAGCUCCCAGCACUCUGACAUGGAUAACCUGGAUGAUGUGGACACUCAGAGUCCAGUGACGGCGAGAGACGCUCAGUCCAGCAGCUCACCUGACACAGGUAAACAGACGCUGAAGGUUUUCGAUGGUGACGAUGCAGCCAAGAGGAAUCUAUUCCGUUUGGUUUCCAUCCCUCGAAUCAUCAAGAAUGAGGAAGUGGUGGAGUCUGCACUCAGAGCCUUUUACAUCCCAGAUGAAGCCCAGGAUUACGAGCUGCAGAGUUACGGCCAGCAGGGUCUGUUCACCGAGGACAUUAUCAACCGUAACGGCACACCGGACAACAAAUCUGUCUUUAAAGACGCUGCGUCUGAUUCCUGGCUGCUCAGAGCCAAACCCAGAGACACAGAGGUGGUGAAGAUUUACCCCGGCUUGCUCAAGGUUGGAGUCUCCUAUAUCUCCGUCACUGCGGGCAGAGGCAGCACAGUGAACUCUGUCAUUACAGAAGCGCUCGCACAGCUGGGAAAACAGAAUGAAAAUCCUGAUGACUUUAACCUGGUAGAAGUGUUCAUGAGCAGCAAACAAGUCCAGCGGCAGAUACUCAGUGGUCAGGAGCUUUUACUGGAUAAACUGCAGGAGAUACGGAAGGUAUGUGUGUCGAAAGCCGUUCUGAUAAUCAAACACGACUCUUAAACGUCCUGUGAAGUGCUUUAACAUGUACAUUUAUUAAUUUGAUGUUUGAUGAAAUCUCAACUGAGACAUGAAGAGAGGGCGGGGCAUAUCAUAGCUCCUCCCCUUUUUUGAAAAACACAGACUGAUAUCCUUGACAUACAGAUCCUAACAUCUUAUUUUUUUAAGUAGUGCAAUAUGAUUUGUGCAUUUACAAGUGAACAUUUGUUUUCUUAUUGAGUCCUUGUUAUAUGGAGCGUAAGGAAGUGUCUGGUGCACAUGGAGAGAAGAGUGUUUCUUCUAAAUUAACGCUAAAUCCUUCUUGAAAAUAACAUAACACACUUUCACCUUAAAAAGGAACACAUUUAGUUAUUUUUAAAGGGAUUUUUAAUGUGUGUGUUUGUUUGUG